AUGGCUCGAUUUCCCGCGCAACAAAGCCGGCCGGUCCACGCGACCCCGUAUGUUAGCCACCCUGCUCCUGUCGAAUCGAAUUAUGAUACUGCCAACCCUGCGUACAUCCGCAAAUACCUUCGCACCUAUGGAUUGACUCCUCCCCGCGCGGAAUCCUAUGAAGUCCAGAAGACUCGAUGCUUGGCUCAAUUGGCUCUCAAGAGCACCCCGAUCGACAAAUUCCUCUACCUCAGCACCCUCCGCAAAAACAAUGUUCACUUGUUCUACCGUUUGGUCUCAGACCACCUCAAGGAAUUGACACCCUUGAUUUACACCCCGGUUGUGGGUGAAGCAUGCCAGAGAUGGUCGGAGAUCUACCAGCAGCCCGAAGGAAUGUACCUCAGCUGGGAAGAUCGCGGCAAUCUGGCCGCCGUCAUCGCCAACUGGCCCCAGCCCAAUGUCGAGAUCACAUGUAUCACCGAUGGCUCCCGAAUUCUCGGUUUGGGUGACCUUGGCAUUAACGGCAUGGGUAUUCCCAUUGGCAAGUUGGCGUUGUACACUGCAUGCGCGGGAAUUCGUCCCGAGGCUACUUUGCCUCUCACGCUGGAUCUGGGAACUAGCAACAAGACUCUCCGGGAAGACCCGUUGUACAUGGGUAGUCGCCGCGAUAAGGUUACCCCAGACCAAGAGCGUGAGUUUAUGGAUGAGUUGAUGGCUGCUCUCACCGAGCGCUGGCCUGGUAUUGUUAUUCAAUUCGAAGAUUUCAAGAACCCCUUCCCCGCUCUGGAGCGGUAUCGUGAUGUCUACACCUGCUUCAACGAUGAUAUCCAGGGUACUGGCGCUGUCAUCCUCGGCGGUGUCAUCAAUGCGGUGAAGCGUUCCGGACUUCCCUGCAAGGAGCACCGCGCCGUUUUCUUUGGCGCGGGAAGUGCCGGUGUGGGCGUUGCCCGUCAGAUUGUCGAGUUUUUCAUGCGCGAGGGCAUGACCGAGGAUGAGGCCCGCUCUUGCUUCUACCUCGUCGACACCAAGGGUCUUGUCACCGCCGACCGUGGUGAUAGACUCGCUGACCACAAGGUCUACUUUGCCCGCACCGACAACGCUGGCUCGCAGUUCAAGACCCUUGAGGAUGUCGUCGACCAUGUGAAGCCGACCAUCCUGAUGGGUUUGUCCACCAUCGGUGGUGUCUUCACCCCUGAGCUCCUGCGCAAGAUGGCCGACUGGAACACUGCCCCCAUUAUCUUCCCUCUGUCCAACCCCUCUUCCAAGUCCGAAUGUGACUUUGAGAGUGCUGUCAAGUACACUGAUGGCCGUGCCCUCUUUGCCUCUGGUUCCCCCUUCCAGCCCCUCGCAUUCACCAACUCGGCUGGAGAAACCCGCACCUACUACCCCGGCCAGGGUAACAACAUGUACGUCUUCCCCGGUAUUGGCAUGGGCACUAUCCUGUCCAAGUCUGUCCGGGUCACCGACAGCAUGAUCUACGCCUCGGGUGCUGCUCUUUCGCAAGCUCUCACCGCCGAGGAGAUCGACCAGGGUCUCCUCUACCCCGACUUGACCCGCAUUCGCCAGGUCUCCGUCGUGGUGGCCCGCAAGGUCAUCCGUGCUGCGCAGGAGGAUGAGGUCGACCGUGAGACCGCUCUGCGUAACAUGAGUGACGAGGCCCUCGAUGCCUGGAUCAGAGCCCGCAUGUAUGAUCCCCACACCGAGGUCCUGGCCUUGGAGCGGGAAGUUGGUGCCCUGCUGUCCAGCCUGGGCCCCACCUCGCUGGCCCUGUCGAGCCUCCAGAACGAGGAUGAGAAGAAUGCUAAGUUGUAA
Molecule: messenger RNA, 1791 nt
Organism: Aspergillus wentii DTO 134E9
Lineage: Eukaryota; Fungi; Ascomycota; Eurotiomycetes; Eurotiales; Aspergillaceae
Product: NAD-dependent malic enzyme
Exons: 6
Coding region: 1-1791 (596 amino acids)
Biological process (GO): malate metabolic process; pyruvate metabolic process
Cellular component (GO): mitochondrion
Molecular function (GO): malate dehydrogenase (decarboxylating) (NAD+) activity; NAD binding
Source: RefSeq, a predicted model, not a curated record